CGAGAGUCAGCAACACAAACAUUCUCUUCCUCCACCUCCUCACCAUCCACCAACCGGUUUCCUGUCUACCAAUGAAGCCAGUUCAAACUUCCCUUCUGGAUUACUUCUCUAUCCUUCGUCCCAAGCUACCGACUGAAGGGACUCAGAGACUAUGUUUCUAUGAUUUUCCUGCUACAGUGCGUAGCCGCAUUCUUCAAUACACAGGCUUGAUCCGGGAUUGUCCCAUAGUGCUCAAUUCAAGUAACAAUAUAUCUUCCGAACAUCAUGGCCGGGAUAGUCUCCUUCACCUAUGGCGCGACUUUACCAGCCACGAGGAAGAUUGGUGCUAUUAUGACAUGAAGAAGUACUCACAGGAGCUGGUUGACCGACCCGAUGGGUAUGAAUGUGUAUGCGACAGAAAUGCACCCAUUCCCUUCGCGUUGUUCCUGGUAUCCCACUCCGUCAGUCGGGAAGCUUUAUCAAUGCUCUACUCCAGAAACAAAUUCAUCUUAACCGCUAGUGGUCCUGGUGGUGGUCUAUCAUGUUUUCAAAAGCUAGGCACGGAUGGUUUGUCCAUGAUCACAUCUCUGACAAUAGCGCUCACUUCAUGUUCAUGUACGCCAGGCCACAUCUGCAAUCUUCCCGAACGAGACUGUGCCUGUCACUUUACUUGCAAGCGUGGAUAUGACGAUCCCCUAUUGAAAUGCUCUCGCCGAGCAAUACGCCUGUUAGAUGAUCUUCAAACCACCUUAAGUAAACUCGCCGAGCAUGGCAAUCCUUCGCAAUUACGCCUUUCUGUCAUCUGUGACUGCGCAGAUAUCCCGACUGCCGAGUUCAUGGUGCAGCCAAUCUCUCCCGCCUUCAAGGAGAAACCACUCCGAGAAUGCGCAAUCAGGUUGGGACAAACCCCAUCAGAAGAUCUUCGCAAGAUAGCAGAGCGAGCAUCUCGCGAGGCGACAGGAAGACCGACUCGAUUUCGAUUCACCGAUUUGCCUGAAGAAUUGCAGUUCCGCAUUCUUGAGUUCACGGAGCUCGUUGCUCCCUGCGAUAUUGUAUGGUGUCCAAGAUCUGGACUGUACGGCCAAGUAGCUUGCUGUCUCUCAUGCACCGAUGCACUGGAAGCUUGCUGCUGCUCCCAGCUUCACGCUGGCUAUUCUACCACAUGUACCAACGGCAAUUGCUGGCAAUUUCCGCAUUCCAUAUUUCUCUUGAACAAGAAGAUAUACGACGAUGCUAGUCGAAUCUUCUAUCGUGAGAACCACUUCGUCCUCGUAUCUGGCCGCCAAAGAGAUGCAUUACCAGGUCCAAGGAGCUCACCUCUAACAUUCAGUCAAGCCCUACGCCCACUCCGCCCAUCACAUCGCUCGCCAUAUUCUCGCUCGAUACAUUCCCAAGAUCCACCCGUAUCACUCUUCCAUUUCCUAUUCGCACUCCCCCAACAUGCCCUCAAACAGCUACGCUCCAUCCACUGGAUCCUCGACGACGCCGAACCGCUGCUCAUCGAGGGCAACCACUUCCCAAGACAAGAGUUCGGCAAUGCAAUCUCUUUAAUGGCACACGUCCUCGACCUCCCCAACCUCUCCCUCACCAUCGACAUGAGCCGUCCUUUAUGCCAGGACGACUCUCGCGACGUGGAGCCAGACUCGACGCUCCGCGCGUACCGCUACAUCAGCACGGCUCUGAAGCCGCUACGAACCGCUGGUUUGAAGUCCCUGUUCAUCCACAUCACGUACCCGUUCGACUGGAUCGACUGUGCAAACUUCGCCAACGAAUCCCGCUUCGAGAUUGAGAGGGAGCUGGAGAGAGCAGCCAUGGGAGAGGAGUACGACGGCGAUAGUCUCGGCACGGACGUGAGGGUUAUUAGGUCAAGGCCGCAUGAAUUGCUGUGGGAGCGGCAUGCGUGGUGGGCGUGGCAUUGCUGUAGGACGCGUGUGGACUUGGGGGAUUGUAGGGAGAUUAAUGAUAAUAGACCGGUGCUCUCGGUCGUGCCGGAUGAUGGGUGGUAUGUGUGGCCGAGGAUUACGCAGCCUCCGAUUUGGGCGGCGAUGGCGGGGGAUGGAUAGGUAAAGAUGUGGAUGUGGAUGUGGAUGUUUACUUAGUUUGACAAGGGACUCAGGGGUUG
Molecule: messenger RNA, 2101 nt
Organism: Aaosphaeria arxii CBS 175.79
Lineage: Eukaryota; Fungi; Ascomycota; Dothideomycetes; Pleosporales
Exons: 1
Coding region: 72-2042 (656 amino acids)
Source: RefSeq, a predicted model, not a curated record